UUUUCGGCAAUCAUUUUCUGCGUAUGAAAUCGGGAUUAAUCAAUUUAUAUUAAAUUUAGCGUACCCACUAUCUUAAACUAUCGAGUGGGUUAAUAUGCAAUAAUGAGAUGCUGUCUCAGUGUUAACGUAAACGUAUAUCACUAAAUAUGUGUGAAACGAUGACAUACUUUUCAAACUCACUGAUUAGUGAUCACGUUCCUCGCGAGACUAUGACAUUCAGACGUUUUGCUUGCCAGAUAAACUCAUUUCUCGAUGGAACACAACAAAAACAUUGUAUAGCAGUUUCGUAGUUGUUGUAUGUAGCUCUAGUUACAAAACCAUUGUUCUCAACCAAUUCCCGCUGAAAAAAUACAACAACAAGAAGAAAACAUGCUCACAAAUCACGUUAGCUAGGUAGUACUAGUAAUAGAACAGCUUUUAGCUCAGCACUGUCUACAGCCUAGGGCAGAGAAACCUUGGCGUUGGUUGCCUAGACACAAGCAAUACUUUUCUGCAAAGAAAACACUGCAUGCAGGCUACUAAACAAAUCUUUAAUCAUCUCAUGUACGCAGCUAGCAAAGGCAUGUAAACCCCAACAACGUAUUCAUCUUAGCAAUAAUACAAUACGCAGGUAAUCAUGUGAGCAACUUGUUACUAGACAUCUUCAUAGUUAUCUAGUUGGCUAAUUAGCUUAGCUAGGGCGGUGGACUGCUUGUGGCAAUUGACAGAUCCCUCUCCAAAAUGAUGUUCUCCUCCAGGCGUCAGAGAAAAUAAGAAGCAAAGAACACAGCUGUGGCAGGCCUCCAGCCCUGUAAUUUACCACACCUCCCAUAGUGACGGGACCACUCUGUUGCCUGACAGGAGAGCUCCUUACCCCCAGGGAGAGUGGAAGCCAGGAGAGUUCUGGAACAAGGCUCAGACCAGGGAGCAGUGCCCAGUGUUUCCUGUCCUUUGAAGACCAGUACCAACGUAGAAACUUCAAACUCGAGUUACUCAACCUGCUCAGAUGGCCUUCUGCUUGGCUGAGCUGCACUUGUGGUCCGCCAAGAGCUCCCUGCAAGUCACAGAUACAGAUAUUGGCACCUAUCAGUACCACGAGAAAGGAGAGCCGGUCACCCACUCAGAGUGCCAUUACUACAAUGAGAAGCAACAUUUCUCAGAGACUCGCGGCUACUCCUGGACCCCUAAGAACCGCCGCCCAGAGAAGCUCCGUGAUUCGUUGAAGGAGCUGGAGGAGCUGUUGCAGACCAGUGCAUGUGUUCACGCCAGAUGGAAGAACAAGCACUGCUGUCAGCUGAUGCUUAGCACCGGGAUCCUGGUGACCUUAACCCUAAACGGACCACAGCUGGAGAGAGUGUGUGUGGACCGGACGCUCUUGGGCCGCCUGCCUGCUGACACCGUCACUGAUGCGGUGAUCACGGAUAGGCUGCUGCUGCUGUCCUUCCUGGAGAAGAGCCAGGUGUGUGCAGUGUUCCUCAACAAGAAGAACCACGGGUCCCCUGAGACAGGAAGACGAGUGGAAAAACUCUCCUCCUCUGAGCUGAAGGUGGUGUGUGCGGACCUGCGUGGCGGUUCGCCUCGCAGGCUGGGUAGACGGGUGGGUCUGAACUGUCUCCAGGACGUAGCGGUGUGCUGGUGGCCCCUGGUCUCCUCCUCCUCCGCCGAGUUGUGGCCCUGGACCCCCACCAGUCACACACACACCGACCGGGCCAACCUGCUGCUGCUGAGCUGCUCUGCCACGGACGGUCUCAAGGUGCUCAGUUCCAUACGUACUGAAGGAGACCCUCUUGACUGUCACUUCAGCCUCCUCCAACCCUACCAGCUGCUGUCCGUUGAAGUGCCUGAAGGACCCCACCCGGAAUCCCAAGGGCCCGAAGGGGCGUCCUCGGCGGACGCCUGCGCGUACGAGUGCGCCCGCGGUCGCCUCCAGCGCCUGUCCGUCACCCGCAUCCCCCUCUCCUCCCGCCCCGUGUCCUGUGCCCGGCACCCCUCCGAGACCAGCCUGCUCCUGGGCCUCGCCGACUCCUCCCUGGUGCUGUACGACCAGCAGAGGGGCGUGCCUCUCCUCGCUCCCUGCCCCGUCCCGCCCUCUCUCUUGGCCUGGCACCCGGCCGGGGCCGUGGCGGCGGCGGGGGGCGGCCAAGGGGAGCUUAUGUUCUUCGACGUGGGUUUGGCGCCGCUGGGUGUGGCGCUACUGGCGGAGGAGGCGGCCCCCGCGGCGACGCUGAGACUAGCCCAGCACCUGCGCUGUCCGGGGGGGCUGGAGGGGCUGUACUGGGGGGGCAGCGUGGAGGGAGGGGCGGAUGGGACGGACCUGCUGAUGAUUGCUUUCCACAGUGGACCCCUGGCAGCACUGAGAUUCAGGCUAGGCGCUCUGACGGGGGGUCAGCUGGGCUCCUGCGAGCUGCUCCAGCAGAGGCUGCGCUGCGGUCAGGUGGACCAGGCGCUCGGCAUUCUGGGAGCCAUGGAGUGGAGCACCAUGGGUAGCGAGUGCUACCAUGGCCUGAGCUCGGUGACGGAGCACCUGCUCAGGCUGGAGCUGGACGCAGAGAGAGAAGCCCAACUAGAAGCAGCUCUGGGAGUCUUCUACGCUCCACCCAGCCCUCUCUCUGACACCGUAGUGUUGGAGUACAGGGAUCCAAUCAGCAAGUACGCCCGGCGCUUCUUCCACCACCUGCUCAGGCACCAGCGGUUUGAGAAGGCCUUUCUGUUGGCAGUGGACAUUGGAGCCAGAGACCUGUUCAUGGAUCUCCAUUAUGUGGCGUCUGAUAAGGGCGAGGUGGUUCUGGCUGCGGUGGCGAAGAGGAAGGCUAAUGAAAUCGCCGUCACCGUUAUGCCUGGUGCAGAAGAAUCACCAGCCAAUCUGAGGGGGAGGAAUGGAUUGUGUGGAUCCAGAACUACCGCCCUGCAGACAGACAGGAACUUGGUUGCGACGGGACCACCCUCUCAACGUAACCUCUGUGAGGAGCCGAGGAGACAGCAGCCAGUGGCAAGCACACCUGUGACCGUCAGCGCUGCACCCAACUGGCCGUGGACAAAUACAGAAAACAGCCUUGCCAAUCAAGAUGAGAAUGAGAAUGAAGAUACAGGGACACUCAAAGUGGUUCAUUUUGGUCUCGUUUGACAUGAACUGACGGUAGCUGUCUUUGAAUGGUGACAGGGAUUUUGUACCCAUUUGUUAUCUUUUGUAAAUUAUAUCUGAUGGCAAGAAAAGGAACCAAUUUAUUUUUUUACAUAACUUUAUGGUGAGUGAUCAACUACUGUAACUGAAUAAAGAAAUGUUGUGAAAUCAAACCAUUCAGAUCCAUUGAAUGAAGAAAUAAGAUUUUUCAUUCUCAUCUACUUUUGAAGCUAUUAGUACAAAAAUAAUUCAGUUUCAAUUCAUAGGAACACAAUGAUGCACAAAAUGUCUUACUAUUACUAAGCAUACUAAAGAAGCGACCAGGGUCUUCUCUCCUAUCUUUUGUGGUAUUGCAUGUGUGCGUACGUGUGGGUACGUGUAUGUGAAUCUGUGUGAGGGUGAGCAACUGCUUGUGUGUGUUGGUUGAGAUUACGGGCCGCAGUUUUAUUCAUGAAAAGGAGCCAACAAGCGACUUUAAAGCAUGGCGCCGAGCCCCUUUCCUGAACAGCAGCCAUAGCCGUGUCAGAGCUGUCGACGCGCUGCGCUCGCCGGCUAAUCUGACAGCACCGAGCGAGCCCUAAUCCCUCCCUGUAUCGUAAUCUAUUUACUUUGCAUUCUAAGAGGAUUUCCACCAAAACAUAUACAAGAACCAAUGCUGGAAAUGGACAGGAGAUCAGUGAGGAUGCUUUUCUGUGUUCUUUUUGUUUUGUUGGCUUUUCUAAAAAGUCUUUGUAUGUUUUGGGAGUCAAUCCCUUCGCAAGAGGGACAGCUGAAAGGAAUUACAUUUGAAACUGAUACUAAUACUUCUCUGUUGUAAACAUAACAUGUUACAUUGCUUUCUGUAAUACACUCUGGUGGCAGUUGUUACAGAUAAGUGUCAUCUGUCAUUGCCUUUAGUGGAUCUCCUGACACCUUUUUAAUUCACCAACCACUGGCAUAUUAUCACAGAACUGAAUGACUUGACAGCUCAAAUGGACCUUCAAAAUUGCUUAACAGUCAAGUAACACACAUCAAGCUGAUGGUCUAGCAUACAAAGCAUUAAAACUUCUAAACAACGACACAGAAGAAAAUCUUUAAAAGACGAAUGUGUGUCCUUGGAUGACACGUUUAGGCUGCUGUUGACAAUUUUAUUGGGAUAGCUAGAAAGAACAUCUGUACUAAACUGCUUAGUAUGGCUAUAUAGCUUAUACUUGUUUUAAUGUUCAAAUUGUAUUGUUUUAAAGAGUAUGAUUAAUGUUUAAAGUUCAAUCGUUUUAUAAACCUGACAUUGAAAUGGUCCAAGACCACCUUGAUUGGGAAGUGUUUUUAGUGGUACAGUAAAGUAGUGUAGGCUUCGUAGUAGUAUUAGCACAGUGACCUUGUUAACAUGUAUAAAUGAAUCAGGCCUCCAGCUCUCCCUAUUAUCCAGGUUGCCUUUCCCUUAGUGCUGCAGCUGUUCCAUUUUUGUAUGGCCCCUAGCUGUCUGGGGAUAUACAGUAACACAUGAUCAGAUUUAAUGAUGGGACUAAAUCCAGUUCCUCUCUGUAGUAUUGUGUUGUUUUUCUCUGUGUGUGUGAUGGGGGUUUGGUUCCUGGUCGUAAUUGAGCAGUCCCUCAUUAAAAUUGGAACUUCCUAUAGACGGGCUAGGUCCAAUAUAUUAUUGAUGUGUGAUGUAUUCAACCUACAGUCGUAGCCCAAAGUAUUGGCAGUGACAUAGAUUUUGUGUUUGCAAAGUUUGCUGCUUCAGUUGUGGUGUCGAUUCACAUUGUUACUCUACUGUUAUUGUGCAGAGUGAUCAGGCGGUUUUUAAAUAAAAGCUUCAUUGGCCCCCCCAAAAAUGAAAUUUAUCACAAAAACACACUUUUCACUGUUUUUGGGCCCUGGCAUAAAAUGACUGAUAAAAUCAUUUCAGUAAGUCAUAUCAUCAGCACAUGGGAAAGUGUGAUCUAGUUAUAGUCAAGUGAAAUCACUGUCAUUCUGAUUGGAUUUUAAGAGCCGAUUGAUGGCUGUAAA
Osmerus eperlanus (European smelt) is the source of this 5092-nucleotide messenger RNA. RefSeq names its product WD repeat containing planar cell polarity effector (gene wdpcp). Gene Ontology annotation, cellular component: axonemal basal plate. Lineage: Eukaryota; Metazoa; Chordata; Actinopteri; Osmeriformes; Osmeridae. Gene Ontology annotation, biological process: establishment of protein localization; nervous system development; cilium organization. The coding region runs from base 986 to 3103 and encodes 705 amino acids. Gene Ontology annotation, molecular function: protein binding. The record is from RefSeq and is a predicted model, not a curated record. The transcript has 20 exons.